CGGAAACAAGAGUCACCCUUCAUCGUUUUUCUUAGAGCGCGGGAUUGAUGCCAAAUGCGCUUUUGCGCGGGAGAGGUGUGCGUGUGCAAUGGUGCCUAUAGAUAGCCUAUGUGUUUCCAUGCGGGGUCUCCUAUCCUGUCUUUUCGAUUACGCACCUGAUUGCUGUCUCUCCAACGAACGGUGGGUUUAAUAUGAAAUUCCCCACCGCCGUAUUGUCUCCUCCGCAUCCGGCAGCGUAAGUUUAUCUAUUUGUAUGCAGUUGUCACACCGCCCAGACGUCAUCCGCACUGGACCCGGUUAAGCUUAGGUUAGCCUACAUUUUCUUCUCUCUCCAAUCGGUGUACAAUCGCCCAUGUUGUGUGUGUGUUUCUCUUGGACCACAAUACCGAUCUACAAUGACAGCUCAGAUGUGAAGAGAAGUGGACUAUACAAAGAGAAGACGUGAAAACGCAUCAUGCAGCCAUGCGCUCGGAUAGGUAUAGCCUAUAUUGCUAUUCAAUAGGCCUAGAUAUAGCCACGUUUGAUAUUUACGUAUUACUUUGAUGUCGUAUUUAUCGUACUGACAUGUAUUGGUUAAUAUUUGACUCUCCAAGAUGAAUGGCCAUUUCAGGAGCAGUGUUGCGUAUUGAAUGGUCAGCUUGGCUAAUAUUUCUGCGUAAACGUCGUGUUAUAUUAAGCUGUACCCUGGCGAGUGAGUGCCCAUCGUCCGACGGUGAAUAUCACCCAGAAAAGCGCGUUUGUGUGUUUGUUUGUUUGUUUGUUUGGACGGCUGGCGGAACACACGCGCGCACACACACUCAACACAGCGUGGCCACCGCUGUCCAGCGUGCUGAGUUCUGAAUCCUGCACCGGUCUCCAGGACGAGAGGAGGGAAGGAAGACAAAAGGAGAAGAAGAGACAGGAGUGUGGGAAGGGGAGGCUACAACACACACUGGACAUUUAGCAGGGGAUGGAAGUGAAAAUGUCACCCAAUAAAUCGAAAAUUAAUACGUAGAUAUGACUGUUGAGCAAUCUCGUUUGGGGUGAGUUUUUGCCAAGCAAUUUCACCAGCUAGACUCCUGAUGAAAAUAUGGAAUGAAAUAAUUUUAUGACAACAGUUUCAUGAUUCUCACGAACCGUACAAUUAAUGAUAACGCAAUGUUUCAUAAGCACUAAAAUGUAGUGUCUGUACACUAAAGGCAGUUAUCAAAAAGUAGACUACUAUUUAAAUAUACCUGAUUCUACACCACGGACCGUCUAGCCGCCAAUAUGGGACUGUGACCGUGCUGCGAGCGACUAGAGGCGGUUGUUUAUGUGGUCUGUGCUCCGUGUGCGGACGGAGUGCGGACCGGACCUGAGCAGCAGUGAGACAUUGAGCCAUGGCAGCCGCUAUUGCCAGCGGUCUGAUCCGGAAGAAGAGGGAGGCACGGGAGCAGCAUGUAGACCGACCACCCCCAAACAGGCGGAGGAAGAGCCCCAGUAAGAACAAGGGGCUCUGCAAUGGCAACCUGGUCGACAUCUUCUCCAAAGUGCGUAUCUUCGGCCUGAAGAAGAGGAGACUACGGAGACAAGAUCCCCAGCUCAAGGGUAUAGUGACCAGGUUAUAUUGCAGGCAGGGAUACUACUUGCAAAUGAACCCAGAUGGUUCUCUCGAUGGGACCAAGGAUGACAGCAGUAACUCCUCUUUGUUCAACUUGAUUCCUGUGGGUCUCCGAGUUGUUGCGAUUCAGUCUGUGAAGACAGGGUUAUACAUCUCCAUGAACGGGGAGGGCCAUCUGUACACAUCAGAACUCUUUACGGCGGAAUGCAAGUUCAAAGAGUCUGUGUUUGAGAACUAUUAUGUGAUCUACUCGUCGAUGCUGUACAGGCAACAGGAGUCAGGGAGAGCUUGGUUCCUGGGGCUCAACAAAGAGGGCCAAGCCAUGAAGGGGAAUCGAGUGAAGAAAACAAAACCAGCUGCUCACUUCCUGCCCAAGCCAUUAGAAGUUGCUAUGUACAGAGAGCCAUCGUUGCAUGAUGUAGGAGAGACCAAAGCGCCCAAAACAGCCGUCCCUCCCAGUAAAAGCACAACCGACCCCCCAGUGAUGAAUGGAGGCAAACCAGUCAGCAAGCCUACUACUACUACUACUACUGCUACUGCUGCUAAGCCCCCCACAUAGCCACAAGUCACCUGGUGUGUGUGUGUG
Messenger RNA from Oncorhynchus gorbuscha (pink salmon), 2165 nucleotides. It is a transcript of the gene fgf14, whose product is annotated as fibroblast growth factor 14. Gene Ontology annotation, biological process: positive regulation of cell population proliferation; cell differentiation; fibroblast growth factor receptor signaling pathway. The transcript is spliced from 5 exons. Gene Ontology annotation, cellular component: cytoplasm. The record is from RefSeq and is a predicted model, not a curated record. Lineage: Eukaryota; Metazoa; Chordata; Actinopteri; Salmoniformes; Salmonidae. The coding region runs from base 1359 to 2138 and encodes 259 amino acids. Gene Ontology annotation, molecular function: fibroblast growth factor receptor binding; growth factor activity.